This is a messenger RNA of Stegastes partitus (bicolor damselfish), 1160 nucleotides long. Its product is annotated as fetuin-B-like. The transcript has 7 exons. The coding region runs from base 1 to 1065 and encodes 354 amino acids. The record is from RefSeq and is a predicted model, not a curated record. Gene Ontology annotation, biological process: negative regulation of endopeptidase activity. Gene Ontology annotation, cellular component: extracellular region. Gene Ontology annotation, molecular function: cysteine-type endopeptidase inhibitor activity. NCBI's taxonomy places the organism in Eukaryota, Metazoa, Chordata, Actinopteri, Pomacentridae.
AUGAGUGUCUAUCUGCUGGUCCUGUGUCUGGCUUUGCUGCAGCAAGAGGGACGAGCCAGGCCAGACCCACCAGGCUGCAGUAGCCCUGAAGCGGUGAGAGUGGCAGAGGAGGCCCUGGAGCAGAUCAACCAGGACAGGAAAAAUGGAUACGUCUUGAGCCUCAACAGACUGUAUGAUGUCUCUCACACUCCACAACAGGAGAAAGGUGGGUCGCUCUACAAAAUGACUAUUGAUGUCAUGGAGACUGAAUGCCACAUCAUCAGCAGGAAACCAUGGAAACAAUGCGAAGUCAGAAAUAUUGGAAGUCUUCCAGUGUACGGAGAGUGUGAAGUGUCUGCUGACGCUGACCCUCAAGUCAAACUACAAAACUACUCCUGUGUACUUCAUGAAGUUCCUGCUACUGCAGUGGUGGCACAGUGUCCAGACUGUCCAACAGCUGACAACUUCAACGAGCCCAUCAUCAAAGAGACAGUCAGCCUCUCCCUGCAGAGGUUUAAUGAAGAGAGUCUCCUGGGCAACUACUUCACUCUGGAGAACAUUACAAAAGCCUCUUCACAGUGGGAUUUUGGUCCGUCCUACUUUGUGGAGUUCACCAUUGUGGAGACGGUGUGUUCAAAGAAAACAGAGGCCACUGAACUGAGCAGCUGUCUCCCUAUGGACUGUCCGUUUGCUCAUAGAGGCUUCUGUCAUGGAUCGCACAGGCCUCAUGAGGACCAGUUUGAAUUCAGAAACCCUGUCGGCAAAAAGGACAACUCAUUUCAGAAUCGGAAGCCUGUAGAGGUGAAGUGUGAGAUCUAUGAACCUCAGGCUGCUAUAGUGGAGGAACAAGCCCAUGCAAAAGCAGACAGUGGGCACACUGAGCAUCAGCACUACAACCACACACACCUGCACCCCCAUGAACACACACACUCAGGAACACCCAGCUCAGAUGUCACUGUGUCCGGGCCGCAGGGCUCCCUCGGGACUGUGGUGGAUCAGCCUGCCUCUCCCAGAUCUUCCCCUUCAGCCAGCUCCUGCCCUGGCCCCCGCAGACACAACAUGCGUUUUGUCAGGCACACGAUCUGAUUAGCUGCACUGAUCUUUGUUCAAUCACUUAAACUGAAUUUUUCUUGCAUGUUAUAAUUGGUUAAGAAAGGUGAGAAAUUGUAGCUAAAAUACAG